Ceratitis capitata (Mediterranean fruit fly) is the source of this 4587-nucleotide messenger RNA. RefSeq names its product zinc finger CCCH domain-containing protein 13 (gene PIP82). The record is from RefSeq and is a predicted model, not a curated record. Lineage: Eukaryota; Metazoa; Arthropoda; Insecta; Diptera; Tephritidae. The transcript is spliced from 4 exons. The coding region runs from base 238 to 4263 and encodes 1341 amino acids.
AAGAAACCUCGCUCGAAUAGUGUGCCGAAAAAAACACGCACAGAAACGAAUCAGAACGGCAGCAAAGAUCUACUACCUGGCAGUUGAGAAGCGGUUGGAAAUUUUUUACAUUAUGAAAUAAAAUAAUUUCAAUUAAAGAAUUGGUGAAAAAUAGAAAGUCUUGCUGUCGCUAGUGAUUUGUCGUAGAAGUUUGAUUGGCAUACAAGGAACGUGGCACGCUGAAUUCAAAUUGCCAACAUGGAUUUGAAGAAUUUAUGCCAGAACAUCGAUAUUAGCAGCCUACGAGCACGCAUACCCUCAUUACCAGCGAUGCCGCAAAUUAAAUUGCCAAAGUCAUUACCAAAAUUGCGCUCACGUCGCAUAUUCAGUCGUUCGCGUGAGGACCUAAGUCGCAGCGGCAGUAGUAAGGGCGCAACGGCGAAGGAUCAGCAACUCCAGCAGCCUGGCGUACAUUUGACAUUGAGUCGUCAGCCGCCACUGCCGCCGCCCAUACCACCUGCUGAUUUUAUCAAUCACUCACCGUGUCACAUCUCGACCGUCUCGUCACUGAUGCAGCAACACCAGCAGCGGCAACAGCGAGGCGAUUCACAACGCGGCACAUACCGCAGUGCCUGUAGCGUGGAUGAUGAUUAUCCAUCACCGCGUCAAUUUCAGGCACCCGGACGUCUCUCACGUCCCAUCAGUCCGAUACAUACGCCAAUGAAUGAUGGCGGCGGCGAGGAGGCAGUAGUAAAAAUGUCGCUAACCGAAAAAUUGCAAAAGGGUUAUAAGGAUAUCAGCGAAUUUCGCUUGAGUCACAUAUUCGCUAAGAAAACGGUGGUGCGUAAGGACGUCAUACAAGUGGAUCACUAUGUCGAGCGUUAUAAUGAGGAACGUGCGUAUGAGCAGGCCGAACAAGAGAGACGUGAUCGUAAAAUUGCUGAUAAUUAUCGUUUCAAUUUCAAAGUUUCGCGACAGGACACAGAUAAUAGUAAGCGGAGCAUGAGUUCAGAAGAAGCGCCUGAAGACGCGGUGGAUACGCAUGCACGUAAAGUGCGUGAGCAGAGCGAAGACGAAAGUGGCAUGGAAGUGACGCCUCCACCACGUAAGCCAGGCAUAGCAUCAACGCGUUUCGCGCGCGUACGCAAUCCACCGCUCGAACAACAUUUAGACUAUGAGAGUAAUAACGAAUUGGACGAGGAUGAAGAAGUACCAGCGCCGAGAGGUGUGUCCCAACAGCAGCGUAAGUCGAAAAUGGAACAAAGUUCUCCUGAGAGCAUGACCCAAGAGCCCGUAAAAAGAGGUGCAUUAAACAAAUUGCGUCGCAUGAGCAAGAGCAGCGAGGGAACACCUGAGCAAACGGCCGAACGCAAGCGACGUCGUGCGCCGCUCUCUCCGCAACAAUCCGAGGAAAAAUUGGAGGCACCAGUCACAACAGAGAAUGAGCAUAAUCCCCUUAGUGCGUUAAAACAGAAUAUUAAACGUUUCUCGAAAUCAAUAAGGCGCGCACACGAAGCUGAUGGUAGCGGCAUUAAAGCAGACGAAACAGAUGGCGAUGACACGCCGAAUAAACAAGAGACUAAACACAUUAGUCGUACGGAGAAGUUGGCCGCACGUCUACGGCGAUUCGCUUCACAUGACGCGUCCACCGAGAAUUUAGAUGAAACAACACCAAAGAACACCGAAGAACCGCGUUCACCUAUACGCGCAGUUAUUACAAAUAAACUGCAAACUUGGAAGAAGAGUUUUAAGCGCAGACCGAAUGAAACCGAAACACAGACGGGUGAUGACACCACACCUGAGCAUGGUGUCGCUGAAGAGGGCAAGCGUUCGGACACACUCAUGAAGAAGCUACGAAAUAUGCGACAACGUAAGCGUGCAAGCUCUACAGAUGAUCUCGAUGGCACUGAAGAUGAAGAAGGUCGCAACACACCAGCAGCGACCACAACCAGUAAAUCCAAAGAUGCAAGCUCCCGUAAGACGGUGAACUUUGAAGCGCGCUUCGAGCAGGCACGCAAGCAGACUUUCAAAAAGAUGAAUGAGAAGAUGCAACAAAUAAAGUUCUUUCAUAAGUCGCAAGAGAAUCUCGAAAAGGACGAGGGUGCUACAACCCAGAAUGCUGUUGGCAGACGAGCAGAUAUGGAAGCUGCUCGCGCUGAUGAGGAGUCAGAGGACGAACGUACGGUUUAUGUUCGACCACGUACCGCUGCAAGACGUGCGGCAGCACGUGAUACACCAAGUGACUCGGAAGAAGAACAUCAAGGACUGCAGCCAACAGAUGAGCCGCGUGCCGAAAGUUUCGAGACCACACGCCACGAAUACGACUACAAUGGCGAACACAUACAACAUACGCGAGCACUAUGGACUACAAAGAACUUACUCACCGACUCGCUGGAUUCCGAAAUGGACACCGAAUUUCCACGUGUACUCAUACACCAAGAUAACUCGGAUCAAUUUGAGUCGACACUUAUUAUAGCAGUAACACGGCCGGCGCCAUCAACGCCCAACACGCCCAUCAUUGAGGAAAUACACGACGACUUGCAGAACGUAAAACCACCCAGACGGAGCCGUUCGCCAAGUCCCGGCAGUAGUCGCGCAGAGUGGAUACCAAAUAAUGAAAUUAUAUCAACUUUCCUCGAAAUAACGCCACCUAGUCAGAGACGUCUGUCGGCAGAGGCCAUACUACCAGCGCCACGUGGUCACACACGUAAAAUGUCCAUGGAUUCCAAUUCCAAUUCCGACUCAGACUCUUGGAUACCUGAGAACACUCGCAAUAAAAAGCUUGGUCAACAGAACAAAGAAGGUUCAGUGGAAGCGAACUCAGGGGUGGCACUCAACAGUAUCGAUGAGCAUGAGGAACCGUGGAAAGUGCACCAACAUGCCUACUGCGAGGAAAAGCUCUACAAAACCAAAAGUAUCGAUAUAUUCGAAGCGAGUGUACGUAAAGGCGGUGCUAGGGCAGCAUUCGAUGACUUCGAGGAGGAGCUGCGUGAUGAGCCCAUACUUAGAGUACCGCAGAAGAAUAUAGAUUCGUCGUUUGAGAAGGAUAGCAGUGAAGAGCCAUUUGCCGCCGACGAUGACAAUUCCUCGCGUGUGACAAGGAUUUCGGUGAGUGUCAUACGUGAAGAAUAUGAAGAGAUGCAAGAAAAUGUGGUAUCCAAAGAGGAAAUAAAAUUAACAGAAGAUACCGUGCGCCCUGUUUGUGAAAGUGAAAAUGAAAGUUUAAUUGCAAAUGUAGAUGAGGAAGAGCGAAAGCAGCUAAAUGAAGAAAAGUAUUUCGAAGUAAGAGCUGGAGAUAACGACGACGGCGACGACGGCGACGACGACGACGUUGAUGACGAUGAAGAUGAAGAUGAUAGACCACCGUCCGCGACGCCAUCGCCACCGCCUUCUAUGUCGCCGCCACCACCACCGUUGCCACUACGGAAACCAAUGCUACUUGCAGCCAAAUCAAUUGAAGAAUCACCGCCAGUGCCUAAUACGAAACCACCAGUGCCACCAGCUAAGCCACCACCGCGUAUACCCGAUCGUACACCGUCUAUGACACGUAUCGCUAAGCCACUGGUAAAGACCUCAUCCUUACGCCUGGCAUACAACGAGCAAGUGAAGCCAUCCGACGUGGGCAAAGUGAACAAGCUCAUUUCACGUUUCGAGACACCACAAUCCAAAGUCACACAACGACCGCGCGUCAUACGCAGACGUUUGACACGCGACGAGUCCGAGGAAUACACAGACGAUGAAGAUGAUCUGGAGGAAGACGAAGAAAGUGAGCAAGAAAAAGCCGCGAACUCUGAAAGAGAGCGCGAUAUCACGCCAACACCAACGAAUACGCCGCGUACGUUGUCGUUAGAAUCCGACGUAGAGAACUUAUUAACUCGUGCAAAUCCGGUGACUAAACACCAAAAAGCGAGCGCAAAAUUGGAAGAAAAGAACACGACACCAACAAAUCGUAAAAACUCGGGUAACGGUAAUCAACCGAAAGUGUACAGUGAUUUACCGCGUAUAACGCUAAACUUCGAUAACAAUUCUAAUUUGGAUUUGAGUUGUGCAAGCUCUGAAUAUGGCUCGCCGCUAGAGUAUCCCUCCAGCUUGAUUGGUUCGACCGAAACCACGCCAAUACCAGAACGUAGACCACAGGAGCUGCAGAACUUGAGAAGUGCCGAACGUAGUCGACGUUCAAUGACACGGGAAGACGAAAAAUUCUUAUCUUUCGAUAGCGAUGAUGAAAACAGCUACUAUUCGAUCAGUUCGUCCGGCAGCAGUCGUUAUGUAGUGGAGAUAUGAGAUUUUCAAAGACGAUCUGAGUGCUUAGUAUGUAAGAAUAUAUGUACUUAUGUUAUGAAGUGGUCUCCUGUGGUGAGGUCCGAUGUAUGUAUAGAUAGAUAUAGUUCUAAAUGUGUUAAGAGCCUAAAUAUGAGGCUAAAUAUCAUAUAAAUAUUCUAAAACGAAUUGUUAAAAAUAUCAUAAAAUAAAAAAAUGGAAGAUGUUGAAGAGAGGAAGUCAAUAAGUUUUUGAAACAUGAAUAUUGGAAUUUGAUUAGCGUAUGCCAUAAGAGGGUCUAUACUUAAGGUGUGUAAAACUUGCUGGUAAUAAACGAGGUACUAGGAA